CCGCCGUGAGGCGAGGCCGCCGUCCUGCCAGAGCCGCGGGCGGAGGCUGGGGCAGCGCACCAUGAUCAACCCCAACUACUACCCCUGGGGCUACGACGGCGACAACGGACCAGAUCAGUGGCACAAAAAUUACCCUUUUGCGAAAGGACGCCAUCAGUCGCCCAUCGAAAUCAAUAACAAAGAUGUGCAUUAUGAUAGUUCCCUACUGCCAUGGUUUGCUAGCUAUGAUCCUGGUGCAGCUAAGACCAUCCUCAAUAAUGGGAAGACCUGCAGAGUUGUGUUUGAUGAUUCAUUCGAUAGAUCAGUGCUGAGAGGUGGGCCACUUCCAGGAGUGUACAGGCUGCGGCAGCUGCACUUCCACUGGGGCUCGUCUGACGACCACGGCUCGGAGCACGUUGUGAAUGGAGUGAGGUAUGCCGGAGAGCUACAUUUGUUACACUGGAAUCCCAAAUACAGUAAUUAUCUUGAUGCAAAGAGAAGAACUGAUGGGAUAGCUGUUUUGGCCAUAUUUUUGCAAGUAGGAGAAACUCCCAAACCAGAGAUGAAGAGAAUUCUUGAAGAAAUAAAUGCUAUCAAAACAAAGGGGAAAAAUGCUCCUUUUCCAAACUUCGAUCCCUCAAUUCUUUUCCCUAAAUCUCAUGACUACUGGACAUACCAUGGAUCUGUCACUACUCCACCUUGUGAAGAGUGUGUUACCUGGAUUAUUCUUAGAGAGCCCAUCAUAGUCAGCUCAGACCAGAUGGCGAAGCUCCGCAGCCUCUCCAAGAAUGCCGAGAACGAGCCCAGUCGCCCCCUGGUUGAUAACUGGCGCCCCACUCAGCCGCGGUAUUUCCGGAUGGUGAGCGCCUCCUUCCUCUAGGACACGGCUCCUGUUGGGUGGCGCUGAGAGAG
Messenger RNA from Ficedula albicollis (Collared flycatcher), 891 nucleotides. RefSeq names its product carbonic anhydrase 3-like. Lineage: Eukaryota; Metazoa; Chordata; Aves; Passeriformes; Muscicapidae. Gene Ontology annotation, cellular component: cytoplasm. The transcript has 7 exons. The coding region runs from base 62 to 859 and encodes 265 amino acids. Gene Ontology annotation, molecular function: carbonate dehydratase activity; zinc ion binding. The record is from RefSeq and is a predicted model, not a curated record.